AUGGCAGAAGAGGCUCCAGCUCACGCCGCACCGGCGAAGUCACCCAAGAAGAAAGCGGCAUCUAAGCCCAAAAAGACGGGCCCCAGCGUUGGCGAGCUCAUCGUCAAAGCAGUGUCCGCCUCCAAGGAGAGGAGCGGUGUAUCCCUCGCUGCACUGAAGAAAACCCUGGCUGCUGGCGGCUACGACGUGGAAAAGAACAACUCCCGCGUUAAGCUUGCAGUCAAGAGUCUUGUCACCAAGGGUACUCUUGUCCAGACUAAAGGAACCGGGGCCUCCGGCUCUUUCAAAUUGAACAAGAAAAAGGCAGAGGCCACCAAGAAGAAGCCUGCCAAGAAGGCAGCGCCGAAAGCCAAGAAACCCGCAGCCAAGAAGCCCUCUGCCGCCAAGAAGCCCAAGAAGGCAGCGGCCAAGAAGCCAGCUGCGGCUAAAAAGUCCCCCAAGAAGGCAAAGAAGCCAGCCGCCGCUCCCAAGAAAGCCACCAAGAGCCCCAAAAAGGCCAAGAAGCCCGCAGCGGCAAAGAAGGCGGCCAAGAGCCCUAAGAAAGCCAAGGCAGCCAAGCCCAAGGUGGCUAAGCCUAAGGCCACCAAGGCAAAGAAGGCAGCGCCUAAAAAGAAGUAA
Molecule: messenger RNA, 618 nt
Organism: Chanos chanos (milkfish)
Lineage: Eukaryota; Metazoa; Chordata; Actinopteri; Gonorynchiformes; Chanidae
Product: histone H1-like
Exons: 1
Coding region: 1-618 (205 amino acids)
Biological process (GO): nucleosome assembly
Cellular component (GO): nucleosome
Molecular function (GO): DNA binding; structural constituent of chromatin
Source: RefSeq, a predicted model, not a curated record